Molecule: messenger RNA, 2157 nt
Organism: Serendipita indica DSM 11827
Lineage: Eukaryota; Fungi; Basidiomycota; Agaricomycetes; Sebacinales; Serendipitaceae
Source: the annotation of a GenBank genome assembly
AUGCAGCGUGAAGGCGGAGGAGCCAGAGCGCGUAUUCACAGCAUUUCGCACGAAACAUAUAUCGACAACGAGCCAUUCCAGGAUGUUUUCAGUGAGGAAUUGGAAAAGGGCCAUUCAUGGAACUCUGGCUCUCGCAGGGGCCGCUCGUGGAUUACUUCGACAAUCCUCUCAGUUUUACAUCACGCAUCCCCUCGAAAUAUAGUGCGAAAUAGCUUCCAAAGGCCAACUUACGCCCUCAAACGACUGCCACUCUUACUUCUGGCACUCCUAAUUACAUGGUUCCUCUUCAGAUCCGAUGUAAUUGUCAAAUCUAGGCAUACGUUGAUCUACCAUGAAGAGGACCUUCGAAGAAUUAUCGAGUGGGAGAUACUCUCUGGUCAUUGGAUGUCAUGGAGACCAUUGAGUUCCUGGUUUGGCCCUCCGCGAAACCCUUCAUUACCAUCGCCCGUCGGCUAUGACGAUGGAGAUCAUCCAGGAGGUGUGACUGGCUGCGGAUGGGCGAGGAAAUACAUCUACCCACAAGACAUGAUCGCCAAUAAUACGAAUAGCAACAGCACGUUUACUCGGUUUCACCCCUUUCCACCACGUCCGAUUGCAGGAAGUAUCGUCGACUUUGAUGUAAUCAGUCAAAGGUGUGACCAUGUCACCGGUCAAUAUCUUCGCGACUGCCUCGAGUAUCUCCAAGUCGGCGGGGCGCUCAAUGAUGGCCUGGCCCAUGUCCAUCCCCUUGUCUUCAAAAAGACAGACGAGCCGGAAGAAGAGGACGCGAUGAUCAGACCCACGUUUCUAAUAGGCAGUAAUCGGCCACCAAAACGGCGACCUCUCCCUCCGCCAUCCGAAUGGCGCUAUUUGUAUAUGGAAGAUAGGUGGAGCACGCAUGCACCAAUGAUGGAAUGGUCGCGCUAUGCCGGUGGAAAGGGGCUCGAAAAGCCUCUCAGUCUACCUACGCCAGUUCCCCCACCAGGAGGUAUCCCCGCGUAUACGAUUGGUGUGGGAACUGUAGCAGUUGGAAAAGCUCCAGAAAUGACGAGAGAAGAUGCCAAGAAGAACUUCAAGUGGGCUCCAGGUCAAUGUGACGCCGAGUAUCCUCGACGCUUUCAUACCUACUUGGAAGGCGAGCUAGAUGAGACGACAUACAUGACCCUAUUAUCCUUCCUCUACACCCAAAACGUUGGACUGCAUCUUCCAUCGACCAAUCAAACGUCUAUCCCUUGUCGACCAGAGUUUUGGGUAUGGGUCAAAGACUUGGGGCCAGACGAGUCCCAAUGGAAGAACAAACUGCUCAAGAGCCCUUUUGCCCAUAUUCUUCUCAACGGACGUUUUUCGCAUGUCAUCAAAUUCAAGAAUUGGAACGCGACGGAGCAAAUGGAUGCCACACCAGAAUGGUCGUCCGAGUGGCGUGACGCCGCGCGUCUCGACAGGCGACCAAAGAAGAAAAAGCUCAUGCAAAAAGAUGAGGCAGAAGAGCCAAGCUUUGUCUUUGUGGGGCCUACCGCAGGCGAUCAAAUACAUCAGGUGUACAAUAUCAGUAUGGCAAACACUGCUCGUUGGACAAUCCCGCAUAAUCAUGGUGGCAUCUUCGUCGAACGAGGUGUUUUGUUCAUGCGGGAUUGGGAGGAGAUUUGGAACUAUCGAGGCGCAUUUGCGACACGGUCCGCUCCCCAUACAUACCGCAACGCCGUAAUUAAACUCAACAAGCACUCGGCUUUGGGAAAGUUUGUGUUUAGAACGGCGUUGAGGCAUGGGCUCGCACUGGAUGCGCGGUCCGUUGGGACGUAUGCGGAUGAUGGUGGACUUAUCGAGUUGCUUUAUCCGUUCCCGGAUAUGCUUGCUGAUCUUGCUGGAUGGAGCCACGAUAAUUAUCAAAAGAAGCGGCCUGCUGUGCCACUCCUUUCUAGCUCGAAUGAGUUUUUCGACCACAAUCCUUCCCAUUCGCCGCCAUCUCAGCUUGGACUACGAAAUUUCUUCAGAGGUGCAUGGUUCUACGAUUCGUCACCAUUGCUACAAAAUACACAUGAAACCAAUUCUACACAAUCGAUUUCGACCAUGGAGGCAAAACCUUUGUCGGAAUCGUCCUGGGCCGCAGUUCACAAAAGGACAUACGAGGCGUUCCUCCAUGGCGAGAUUCCAAAUAUGUAUGGUGAAUCCUCUAGAUGA